AUGGAAAAGAAGCGUAAAUUAAAUGUUCUUUCAAUUUCGGACAAAGUUCGUUUAAUACAGUUAGUAAGAAACCGUAAGAAAUGUGAAAUCGCCAAUGAAUUCAAUAUUCCACCAAAUACAUUAUCGUCAAUUAUUAAACAGAAAGAGAAAAUAAUGAAGUUAAAUUGUGGAAAUAUGAAAAAAAUGAGGAUGACUCCUUAUUUGGACAUUGAUAAAUGUUUGCUAAAAUGGUUUACUUACUCAGUAUUGAGAUAA
Messenger RNA from Macrosiphum euphorbiae (potato aphid), 255 nucleotides. The record is from the annotation of a GenBank genome assembly. Lineage: Eukaryota; Metazoa; Arthropoda; Insecta; Hemiptera; Aphididae.